This is a messenger RNA of Myxocyprinus asiaticus (Chinese sucker), 996 nucleotides long. RefSeq lists its product as uncharacterized. The transcript is spliced from 3 exons. The coding region runs from base 60 to 380 and encodes 106 amino acids. Lineage: Eukaryota; Metazoa; Chordata; Actinopteri; Cypriniformes; Catostomidae. The record is from RefSeq and is a predicted model, not a curated record. Gene Ontology annotation, molecular function: metallodipeptidase activity. Gene Ontology annotation, biological process: proteolysis.
CACUCCUUGUCUCUCUUCACUGGCUGCUGGUUGGUGCACGUAUCAAGUUCAAGGCUCUGAUGCUGGCAUACAGAACAGUCACUGGGUCUGCUCCAACAUACCUAAAAUCAUUUCUUCAGAGCUACGCGCCCACUAGAGGCCUGCAGUCAACUAAGGAAUGUUGCCUUGUUGUACCAACACAAAGAGUCCAUGUGGAAAGGUGCAAUGACCUGCCCUAUCAAAUGAGGAGCUUGUUUAAUAAUCAGCUCAACAUGGCUGAUCUAUACACACUAAACUCAACACACACCAACAUCCCAAAAAUCAAAGAGGGGCGCCUUGCAGCACAGUUCUGGGCAGCUUUUGUAGCUUUUUUUCUGACUGUGUCCUUAUACCCAGUAUAAGGACACAGUCAGACCGACCUUGGAGCAGAUAGACGUCAUUCACAGGAUGUGAGCGCAAUACCCAGAAGAUUUCCAAAUUGCUGCUAGCAGUCAAGGUAAGAAAUUUCAAGAUAAACAAAUGAAUGCAUGUAACAAUUCAAAGUUAAAGGUAUAGUUCAACCAAUAAUGAACAUUCUGCCAUUAUUUACUAACCUGGCCUCGUCUUGUUCCAGACCCAGUUGAUGAUAAAAAAAGGUGGGAAAAUGUCAUAGACUGACAUAUCUAAAGGCCGGAAUAUCAAAGAGACUUGGGAUUUUUUUGACUAGGGCUAGUAAGCAACCACAUAGCAACCACCCAAAACACCUUAGCAAUCGUCCAGCAACCACUCAGAAUACCUUUAACGUAGCAAGCAACACACUAAAAACCACCCAGAACACCUUUUCAACCAUAUAGCCACACCCUGGCCACCACCCACAAGACCCUCGCAUUGUGUUGGUGUGUUUUGCACAAGAAAUUUAAAUAUCUAGUUGUUUUGGGGUAAAUGACAUGAUAUUAUUCUUUAUUUUAAUUUUUUUCUGGCUCUAUUAAGUUCAAAAAUACAUAAAAAAAAUGCAAUUCACACAUAACAAUUACUUGA